AUGUACAAUACGCAUACAGAUAUUUGGGUGGCCGGUGCUUUCGCCGCAAUUGUGGUGGAUUUUUUUGUCUAUCCAGUGGACACGCUCAAAACACGCAUCCAAUCACCGGAAUAUGAGAAAGUCUUCAAGGAUGCGCAGACAAGAGCGAUAAAACGAGACGUGCUCUUUCGGGGUCUUUACCAGGGUGUUUGGAGUGUCGUCUUCUCGACGAUACCUUCAUCAGGAGCCUUCUUCACCACUUACGAGGCUAUCAAGAGCACACUGCACGGCUCAUCGACCAGAUCCACCAAAAAUGGUAACCCACAAGACUACUACUCCAAAUCUCAAACGGGGAUACGCCUCCCCUUCACGCACUCCCUACCCAGCCCCAUCAUCAACGCAAUCGCCUCGUCGUCCGCCGAAGCCGUCUCAUGCUUCAUGCUCACACCCGCCGAAGUCCUCAAACAAAACGCCCAAAUGGUUCAGUCGGGUCAAAGGCACAGUGGCCAAUACGCCGACGUGAGCGCCAUGCGCCAAGUGUUGGCCCGGUUCAAGGGCCACCCGUGGAAACUGUGGAAUGGGUAUUUCGCCCUGCUGGGCCGCAAUCUUCCGUCGACGGCUAUUCAGUUCCCAUUGUUCGAAUAUAUCCGGUCACGCGUUGUUGAGAAGUACAGGAGACGUAAAGCGGCGGGCUUAUCUUUGGAUAAUUCGGAUAGAGCCUCGAGGACAAAGGAGACUUUGAUUGAGCGGGCUGGGUUGACGGGAUUUUCGGCUUCGAUUUCCGGAUCCGUUGCUGCGAUCAUCACGACGCCGAUUGAUGUGAUCAAGACGAGGGUGAUGUUGUCGGCGAGUGAGGCUGCGCCUGAAGAGUCUAGGGUUGCUGAGAAGCAGAAGGAGGUUCGCGGCUCGAAGCAAAAGGGUACGUGGGCGGUUGGCAAGCAGAUCUUCCGCGAUGAGGGGGUUCGCGGACUUUUCAGGGGCGGUGCGAUCCGGAGUGUUUGGACUGCUGUUUCGUUGAGUUUGUAUCUUGGGCUUUAUGAGGGUGGGCGGCUCUAUCUUGAGAACCGUCGGCGAAGACUUGAGCAAGAGGAUUGA
Molecule: messenger RNA, 1074 nt
Organism: Penicillium diatomitis
Lineage: Eukaryota; Fungi; Ascomycota; Eurotiomycetes; Eurotiales; Aspergillaceae
Product: putative mitochondrial carrier protein
Exons: 3
Coding region: 1-1074 (357 amino acids)
Cellular component (GO): mitochondrial inner membrane
Molecular function (GO): S-adenosyl-L-methionine transmembrane transporter activity
Source: RefSeq, a predicted model, not a curated record